GUGUCGUCCCCUCUCAGUCUGAGUGUUUCGUGCAUAGUGCUUAUCUUCAUGAGCCCAUUCAGCUUGCUGACCUGGCAGAAAACCACUCUUCCCCCCAUCCGCACGUUUAUUUGCUGCAGUUUGAAAGCUGAGCUGCUUCAGAGGUGUCAGAACAGCAGAGCCAGUAUGAGAGGAAUGGUGACGGUACAUGAAGAUUUACAUCUAUUCAGACAGGCAUCUCCAGCAGUGGUUGUGCAGAUAUCUCCGAGCUGCAUUUAGAAAAUGUUUUUGCAGUGUGAUCAUUAAGUGUUCUGCAUGUGAGCAAUCAUUCUUCAGUGCUGUGCCACUGUUCACGAGACAAACAUAGAAUGUUCACUGCUCAAAACACUAGCCAUACUAAGUGAACAGAGUGGAAACAUAUGGAUGAAAUUCUUACCAUGCACUGAACAGCACGGCAUCAAGUGCAAAGCUCUGGGAAGAUGUCUGCUUGCAACACUUUCACUGAACACGUCUGGAAACCUGGUGAAUGUAAGAACUGCUUCAAGCCCAAAAGCUUGCAUCAGUUACCCUCAGUAUCUGAAAAAAAAACCCUCUCACAUGGAAAUCUGAAAACCAAUGCAAACCAAAGUAACAGCCAUCGUGGGAGAAAUACAGGAAAUUUCCGACCACCUGUGGCAAAGAAACCCACUAUAGCUGUGAAACCCACCAUGAUGGUGGUAGAUGGGCAGGGUGUAUGUGGCGAAAUCAGCACACCAGACCAUUGUGAGAAUAAAUCAGUGCCUGCAGGUUGGAACCGAAACAAAGCUGUCUUGAACAAAAAACCACUGAACAAUAAUAACGAAGAUGAAAUUGAAGGCUACAGCCAUGUUCAUAGGCCUUACGGCAACAGUGAUGGUGUAGGUAAGAUACCAAGUAACAAUAAUAAUGGACUGACAGAAGUUUUGAAGGAGAUUGCGGGUUUGGAUACCACACCUCAGCUAACUGGAAAUGAAACAAACUCAAGAGAAACCUUCUUGGGAAGAAUCAAUAAUUGUUAUAAAAGAUCAUUAGAAAGAAAGAUCCCUCCGAGCUGCAUGAUGGGUGGAAUGAAGGAUUCACAGGGUAAGCAUGUUAUUCUGAGUGGAAGCACUGAAGUCAUAAGUAAUGAAGGUGGACGUUUCUGUUAUCCGGAGUUCUCUAGCGGAGACGAAAGUGAGGAUGACACGUUUUUUGGCAGCAUGCAAGAAGAGCAUGAGAGCUGGGAUGAAAGUGAUGAAGAAUUGCUAGCGAUGGAAAUUCGUAUGAGGGGCCAACCUCGCUUUGCUAAUUUUAGAGCUAACACCCUAUCUCCUGUUCAGUUCUGUGUUGACAAAAAGUGGAAUACCGUGCCCCUUAGGAACAAGUCUCUCCAGCGGAUCUGUGCAGUAGAUUAUGACGACAGUUAUGAUGAAAUUUUGAAUGGUUAUGGGGAAGAGACCGUGAUUCUUUAUGGGCAAGAGAGCAUGCAGAGCAUGGUGUCUUCUGAUUCCACAUCUCCUGAUUCUUCUUUGACAGAAGAGUCUCGUUCUGGAACAACCAGCAGUUCUUCACAGAAGCUCUGUAAUGGAGGGUUAUCCCCUAGUACUCCUCAGGACCUCAAAUUGAUUGAACCAGAAUAUGAAAGUCUUUGUGAUAAUCAGCAAGUGAAAGAUGUGUCAAAAGCUCCCAGAAAUGCUCCGAAAAGUCUAGAAACUCACAAGGCAGUCCUUGCACUUCGACUGGAAGAGAAGGAUGGCAAAAUCGCUGUGCAGACUGAUAAGCAAGAGAAUAAAAGUUCUUCAGAUGUUGCUAGUCAAGCUGUAACUAUAAAUUUGGUUCCUGUGGAAGAGCAAGCUAAGCCUUACAGGGUGGUGAAUAUGGAACAACCAGUUUGCAAGCCAUAUACCAUAGUAGAUGUAUCAGGUGCCAUGACCAAUGAAUGUAAGGAGAAUCAGACUGAAACCUCAGAAAUCAAAAAUACAUCAUCUAACCCAAGCUCACCAGGAACUCCAGGCACACCUACUACAUCCUCUGCAGCAUCACCUGUACGAGUAAAUACCAAUCUGAAAAAAUCCAGUGCAAUCAGAUAUCAAGAAGUGUGGACUUCUAGUACUAGUCCAAGACAGAAGAUACCCAAGGUGGAGUUAAUUGCUAACAGCUCAGGACCUUCUGUUCCUCUCAGGAAAACAAGCCACAAGUCAGCUCCUACUUCACCUACAGCUACAAAUAUUUCCUCAAAAACCAUCCCAGUUAAGUCUCCCAAUUUAUCUGAGAUAAAAUUCAACAGCUACAAUAAUGCUGGCAUGCCACCUUUUCCUAUUAUCAUUCAUGAUGAGCCCACUUAUGCCAAGAGUUCCAAAAAUGCUAUUAAAGUUCCUAUUGUAAUCAAUCCAAAUGCGUAUGAUAACCUUGCUAUCUACAAAAGUUUUCUAGGGACCAGCGGAGAGCUAUCCAUCAAAGAUAAAACUACUAGUGUAAUAAGCCACACAUAUGAAGAAAUAGAAACAGAAAGCAAAAUGACUGAAGCCGUAGGAAGUAAUCCCACUGAAUUUUCCCCGGCGAAGGGGGUGACUAAUAGUUCUGAAUGCAGGCUGGGUUCUGUGGCUCAAAAGGUCCAAGAGUUUAAUAGCUGUCUCAGUAAAAGUCAGAUAUCACCACAGAGAAGUCAUAGUUCUGACCACAGCUCCCCAUCAAGAGUUCAAAAGACAACACAAGAGCCUGCAGCAAAAAUAGACGUAACACCAGAGGCUUCUGUUGGCAGCGGCAGAGAGAAUGCAAGCACAGUGCUUUCACAGAUUGUGGCUUCUAUCCAGCCUCCACAGUCUCCUCCAGAAACGCCUCAGUCUGGACCCAAGUCUUGUAGCGUGGAAGAACUGUAUUCCUUGCCCCCUGAUGCAGAUGCUACUAAAAACACCCUGGUACGACCCAAAUCUCUGUUUACAUCACAGUCUGAAAUAGAGUCAUCCAAGGCGGUGGAAAACACUGCCAUUAAAACGCAGAAAGAGUCACUUUCACAGCCAGUUGCCAUUCACUCUCCAAAGCUGGUGAGAGCUACCCCAAAUACCACAAGUCCCAAAACAGAGCAAGCACCGCCGUUUCCUCCUCCACGGUCCACUUCUUCACCCUAUCAUGCAAGUAACUUGUUGCAAAGACAUUUCAGCAACUGGACCAAACCAAACAGUCCUACCAGGUCGACAGAGGCUGAGUCAAUCCUUCAUUCAGAGGGUCGCCGAGCUGCUGAUGCAAAACCCAAACGCUGGAUAUCGUUUAAGAGCUUCUUCCGCCGCAGGAAAACUGACGAUGAGGAAGACAAAGAGAAAGAAAGAGAGAAAGGAAAAUUGGUGGGUCUUGAUGGAACUGUUAUACAUAUGCUCCCCCCUCCUCCAGUUCAACGUCAUCACUGGUUCAGUGAGGCAAAGUCAGACUCCAGUGAGAAGCCGUCGAUUGUUUUCAUGUAUAGAUGUGAACCGGCGCAAGCGGAACCAAAGGCUGACCAUCAGACCAAGAGUGGAGCAGAGUCUGCUAUCGCAGGUGCUCUGGCAAAAGACAAAGGAGAAACCCAGGAAAAGUCUCCAGAGAGCUCUGAACAGAAAAUAGCAAGCCACUCAUCACCACCCCUGAUUCCCAAGAAAAUCCCCAGCACAUCAGAACACUGUGGAAUCAAUGGCUCGCCAGAGUUUCAAGACAUGAUUAAAAGACUCAAGAAGGCCCUGAAAGAAUUUCCUUUAAUGGGGAAUUGUGUGAGUGAGUACAGUGGUCAAGUGCCCGAUGAUGUUGCUAGAGCUAUGUUUGUGAAGCAGGACAAUGGCGGCAGUGCCUCGGUCAUACCAGUAUCAUCUGUCCGUGUCCCACAGGGGGAGGAAGAAAAGGACGAAGCUUCGAAUUCUCCUGACUUAAAUCCUUGCAGUGCUACGUACAGCAAUUUAGGACAGUCUAGAGCAGCCAUGAUACCUCCAAAACAGCCGAGGCAACCGAAGGGAGCUUUGGAUGAUGCCAUUGCCUUUGGAGGACUAGUAGACCAAGAGACAAUGAACAACUUACAGCCAACACCACCUCCACUGCCAAAGAAAACAAUUUUGAGAGCUAACACAGAGCCAACGCCCAGAGAUCUCCAGAAGCAGGCUCUGGAGAACAACCUGUGCAUUGUGGCCAAUCCCACCUAUGACAUUGACACCAACUGGGAAGCAAGCAGCGCCUGCUCUUCGGUCAGCCUGGAGCUCAAGGUACUGGACAACGAGUCAGGAGAUUCCUUGGACAGGCCUACAGAAAAACAAAGGGCAACCACCUCAGCAACUAACAGCGUUUCCAGCCUAACCACUAUCAGUAUUAAGGACCGGUGUUCCAAUAGCAUGGAGUCUCUAACGGGGAGACGCAUCUCGCAGACUAAGCAGGGCAAAGGUGUCCAGAAGCCGCAGAGGCAAGCACUUUAUCGAGGAAUUGAAAACCGAGAGGAGGUGGUAGGUAAAAUCCGAAGCCUUCAUACUGAUUCACUGAAGAAGCUGGCACUUAAAUGUGAAGACUUAUUCAUGGCCGGACAGAAGGACCAGUUGCGAUUCGGGGUGGACAGCUGGUCGGAUUUCAGGCUAACCAGUGACAAGCCGUGCUGCGAGGCAGGUGAUGCAGUUUACUACCCAGCUUCUUACGCAAAAGAUCCUCUCAACAAUUACGCAGUCAAGAUUUGUAAGAGCAAAGAUAAGGAAUCCCAGCAGUAUUAUCACAGCCUAUCUAUCCGGCAGAGUCUGGCUAUCAACUUCAACAUCCAACAAGACUGUGGCCAUUUCCUUGCUGAAGUGCCAGUUCGUCUCCUUCCAUGGGAGGAUGCCAAUGCACCAGAGGUGGAAGAAGAAGAGCGGGAAGAAGAGGAGAAAGAACCUGAGCAAAAGAACAGAGACACUUCUUCCAGUACAGAAGCUUCACAGAAAGACAAUUCAAGCAACCAGGGGACCAUCAGCAAGCCACGCAGCCGUGUUGUGGUCAUCACACGGGAGGUCCCAUACUUAACAGUGGCCGACUUUGUGCGAGAAUCUGCACCCCGCCAUGUAAAAAGCCCAGAUUUAUAUGAGAGGCAGGUCUGUCUGCUCCUUUUACAGCUGUGUUUGGGUCUGGAGCACCUGAAACCCUAUCAUAUCACACACUGUGAUCUGCGGUUAGAGAACCUGCUGCUGGUGCAUUCCAGACCAGGAGGCAGCCCUCUGAGCUCUGAGUCCAUGGAGCCCAGUCCCAACACUGCUUGCCCGGCCAGAUUAAUAGUAAGCAAUUUCUCCCAGGCCAAGCAGAAGAGUCAUAUGGUGGAUCCUGAAGUCCUACGGGAUCAGUCCCGCCUGGCUCCAGAAAUCAUCACUGCAACGCAGUACAAGAAGUGUGAUGAGUUCCAGACUGGCAUCCUCAUCUACGAAAUGCUGCACUUACCCAAUCCCUUUGAUGAGAAUCCAGAGCUGAAGGAGAAGGAGUAUACUCGUGCUGAUCUCCCCAAGAUUCCUUGCCGUUCCCUCUACUCUCAAGGGCUUCAACAACUUGCCAGCUGCCUGCUGAAUCCCAACCCUUCAGAGAGGAUCCUGAUAUCAGAAGCCAAGGGAAUCCUUCAGUGUUUGCUUUGGGGUCCACGGGAGGACUUGUUCCAUGCUCUGCGUACAUCUUCCAACCCCACAAGGAGAGAUGCUGUACUUCAGAACUGGCUGGAUAUCAAAAGGACGCUGCUGAUGAUCAAGUUUGCAGAGAAGUCCUUGCACACGGACUGUGGAGUUAUUCUGGAAGACUGGCUCUGUUGUCAAUAUCUGGCUUUUGCCACUAUAGACUCGCUUCAUCGCAUUGUGAGAAUCAUGCAGCAGCACUAGUUUGCAGAGCCUGUUGCUUUUCAUGAAGCAUCCCCCACCUCCACCCCAGCCCUCAAUCCAGCAUGCCCUAGGGCUCACACUUUGUACAAGUGUUAAAAAAUAGCCUACAUGUCAAAGCCAGCAACUCUGAGCAAAUAGGUUCUAACUGGAGAAAUUGCAUCCUGUACCCAAUAUGACAGAAACUUUACCUUUUUGCCAGGCCUGUUAGGGAUAUAUACAUGACUGCAUUUGGAUCAGACAGUAUGUAACUUUAUUAAUAUCUGGCUGAAAAGGAGAGCAAACUUUGAUACCACUAUUUCUACCACUGCAGUAAACAAAUUGCCCUCCUCUUCUGCGUAGUUUCUGUCA
Egretta garzetta (little egret) is the source of this 6158-nucleotide messenger RNA. It is a transcript of the gene PEAK1, whose product is annotated as pseudopodium enriched atypical kinase 1. The record is from RefSeq and is a predicted model, not a curated record. Lineage: Eukaryota; Metazoa; Chordata; Aves; Pelecaniformes; Ardeidae. Gene Ontology annotation, molecular function: ATP binding; protein kinase activity. The transcript has 7 exons. Bases 459 to 5810 code for a protein of 1783 amino acids. Gene Ontology annotation, cellular component: focal adhesion; actin cytoskeleton. Gene Ontology annotation, biological process: protein phosphorylation.